AUGGGGGAAAAAAUAGAGAGACAACGGCGUCCACGGGCGCUCAUGAAGCCGGGGGCGUCCGUCCGACCGAGUAUAAAAGGGCGGCGACCGCCGACUGAAACCUCACAUCACUUCGACGACUCGAACCGAUUCAUUCACGUUCACACUUUUGUGGAAGUUGCUUAUCCGAAAGCUAGUCCAAGUCAAAAACUCGCACCCCAAAGAAACAUGUUCUCCAAGGCAUUGAUCGCAUUCUCCUGCUUGUUGGCCGUGGCGUCCGCGUCCGUGCUGCUGCCGGGGCCUCACGGCCUGGCCAGCGACGCCGCCGUGGUGUCCGUCAAGCAGGACGCCCUUUCCUUCGGCUACAAGGUGGACGAGACCAACAGCCGCGCCUACGCCGCCCCCAUCGCCUACGCUGCACCCAUCGCCUACGCCGCCCCGGCGCCGCUGGCCUACGCUGGCCCAGCCGUCGUCCAAAAGACCCUCCUGGCCCAAGAGCCCAUCAUCACCAAGACCAUCCACGCUGAGCCCACCGUCGUGACCAAGCAAUUGUCCUACGCCCCUGCCCCGAUCGUGGCCCAAAAGUCCUACGGUCUCCCGAUCGUCAAGGCCUACGCCGCCCCUCAAUACCACGCCGAGUACCUGCCCAAGCCCUAUGCUUUCGGCUAUGCCUACGGCGCCGGUGGCGUCCGUGCCCACGGCUACGCUCCGGCCGCCAUCCCCGCGGCGUACGGACUCCACGGGCUCCCGGCCGCCUACGGCCACGUCUACUAAACAACCUGUCCCCCAUCUCGCCAUCAACAAAACAGUUCAAAUGACAGCAACGAACAAAAGAGGGAAAAAAGGAAAUCUAGUGAAAACGGAACCCAGCAACCCGUCAUCCCGGCCAUCUUUCGAUCCCACCGCCAGCAUAUGUAGCAAGCAGGAGUUUAUUUUUUUUCGCUUUUGUACCGUAGAAAUUUAAUAGUUUGCCAAUUCCCCCCCACAGCAAAAAAAAAAUUAAAAAAAACAGCAAGAAAUUUUAAAGCAACAGCAGCAUGAUGAUCAUGAUGAUGAUGAUGUUGAUGAUGAUGUUUUCUUCUAAUUUUCUUUUUGGUGCGAGGUGCGCAAGCAAGUGAUGAACCUGAUUCGGCAUUCGAUGUCGUCUCUAUAUUUGACUCUUUAUUCUUUUGAUGUUUUUUUUUUGUUUUUUUUUCCCCUCAGGUGUCUCAUUUCUGUCAUUAUUUUUUACAUGGUGGAUUUUUUCCAUGCAUUAGGACUCUUUGAUUUCAACAAAAACUCGCGAAAAGGUUUUUUUUUCGUGAGAUCCGCUUUUUUUUUGCAUGUGGUCUCAAGAAAAAAGAAAAUAAAUUGCAUUGAAAAUUUCGAAAACA
This is a messenger RNA of Notodromas monacha, 1352 nucleotides long. The record is from the annotation of a GenBank genome assembly. NCBI's taxonomy places the organism in Eukaryota, Metazoa, Arthropoda, Ostracoda, Podocopida, Cyprididae.